AUGCAGGUUAUGAUCCAAGUCGACAAUAUCAACCAAACAAUGGAUGCAAAAAUCAUCGAUGGCGCAAACUUGAAAAUUGCCAACAAGAUUUACGUUGCGGGAGCUCCCGAAAACGUGAUCAGAAAACUGCCAGGCAAUACUGUGACAGAUAGGUUCGUCGGAUGCCUCAAGAACAUCCAGUACAGCACCAAAGAAGGAGGACUUCCGCUAACACUUUCGAAAUGGGCGGAUGAGAUUCUAAAUGACCAGCGCCAAGAACGCAACUUUGUUCUAAAGGGAAAACCGACCAUUGGUUGCAGGCUAACAACGGCAAAGACUUUGUCGUUUGUGACGUCUGAGAGCUUCGUGAAGUUACAGUCCCAAGUUCUCGUCAAAAACCCUGGUUCAUUCUCAAUCAGCUUCUUUUUCAGAACACUCAAAUCCGAAGGCCUUCUUCUCAUCACUUCCGGAGCGUAUACUCCCAAGGGAUCAUUUGCAUCAGUUGAACUCUACAAAGGAAGACUUAGCGCCGUUUUCAGAGAUGCGAAAGGAAAUCUCCAAAUAAGCCAGUCAAAAGCAUCGAGGCUACAUGACGGGGACUGGCACUUAUUGAAGAUCCUAGCUGAUAACUCUGGUGCGAAAGUAACGAUUGAUGGUGAUACUAGCACGAUGAACAUCGGCGGACUUGGUAGCAUCGGAGAGGUCUAUUUGGGAGGUUUUGAUACUGCCGUCGUUCCUUCAAGCUUCAUCUUUCCAUCGGAAUUGCGUCUCGCUUUUGCGCAAAUAGGCUUUAUGGGAUGCAUCAAAGAUGUCACUUUUGGAGAGAAGGCGAUCGAACGGGCCUAUGGAACGGAAGAAGGAUGCUGUGAAGCGAAGCCACCACAGACUUGUCGAUCUACGGAUUGUGCAAAUGAUCCUUGUCUGAAUAGGGCCAAGUGCAUGCCCUCGCCUUACGCAGGGUUCACCUGCAGCUGUUCGGGAGAAGCUGCGGAUUGGAAUGGUCGCCGGUGCGAACUCAAAGCUAAUUACGAGAUAUUUGGAAGAAACAACGAAGUCAAGGUGCUGUUUCCUGGAGAGGGAAUCACGUCAGAAACAGAUGUUAUAUCACUACGAUUCUCUUCCAAUUCUGGGAACGGAGUUUUGAUUUCUGCAUCGGGAGACAACGGACAAUAUGGUUACCGACUAGAAAUUAUCAACGGCCGUCUCCGACUCGAGAUCAGAAUGGAUGGUGCCGCCAAAACGAUCGAGUGCGGCAGGGACUUGGACGAUGGCCAGUGGCGGACCAUUAUGAUCAGGCGUGACAAAAGAGUGGCCACUCUUGAAUUGCGGACAAGCAACGACCAAAAGGUGCCCAACUGCGAUAGCAAGGUUGAGGUCUCAACGAUGGUGGAGAAGAUGAAGCUUCAAAACUUUGUCAUCGGAGCCGGCAAAUCCAAGCCACAAUUUAAUGGGACGAUCCAAAAGCUAAAAUUCAACGGAAACGAACUAAUCGAACAAUGCCGAGCGGCGCAAGAUCAACAAAAGUCGCUACCGGACGGUUUUACUUGUUCGAUGCCUAACCGGCCAAAGAUCAAUACUCAGAUGCCGAAUCCGUCAAAUCCGUUUACGUUUCUGACUCGUGAAGCGUUUCAACGAACUGACAGCAAAAUUCGCGCAGAUAUUCUUUGGAAAAGCUCGCGGAAAUAUCAAGUCCAGAUUGAGCUCAGAACGACAGAAGAAGACGGAUUAAUAUUUUGGGCGGGGCCAGCUGAUCUUGUUAAUCAGGAUGAACGAACGCUCAUCCUCGACCAGAUCAAUAAGAAAGCAAAAGACCCGAAUGUUAGCUGGGCCGUCCUGGAAAUCGUGAAUGGAAGAGUUCAUUGGAUCUGGAAAUUAAAAAGAAGAGCGCCGCAAGUGAUGACUUCGAAUAAAGUCAUAAGCGACAACGAGUGGCACUCGAUUCAAAUAGACGUAACAGAAGGCUCUGUUGGGGACCGCUCUUCAGCGUGGGAUAUCAAUAUUGAUAAAGGACGCAGCCAAGCCGAGCAAUUGCCUUUACGUAACAUUGGGCCAAAAGGAAAAUGGGAAGGCUUUCUGGAUAACAGUGCGGUCCUCGUCGGUGGACUGCCAAAAUACCUCUGGGGAACCACGGGCUCACCUGUAACGUCAACAGAAGGUUUCCUCGGCUGCGUCGGUAAAAUAAAACUCAACGGGAACACGAUGUUCCUUGAACGACGAGCGCGACAGAUUGAAAAAGGAUGCAGCGGGCCACUGGUCGCAUGCAGUGCAUUUUACUGCAAAAAUGGUGGACUUUGCAGACAAGGCUGGGAUGGGCCCAAAUGCGAUUGCUCUGGAACUUCUUUUAUUGGUGAUACCUGCACAAAACUGGUUGGCGGGCGCGGCGAGUUUUCCAGGGCAGUCGUGCUCGUGCCGCUGCCUUCGGAGGAUUCGCUCUCCACGGACCUGAUCUCUGUACUGAUCCAGGUGCCCGAUAAGGACACGGCCCAAGUCACUAACAACGAGCCGAUCUCCGGACUCCGUUCGCCAAAAAACGAAACCGGGACCGUGGCGACCGUGCAGACAAUUCUGUCUGUCGCAUCAAGUGGCACUAACGACGCCCUCAAGCUCACUCUCGAGGAUGGAAGGCCUAAGUUUGUUUAUGAUAUUGGUGGCGGAGAAACGACCAUGAAAUAUCCGAAGAGAAUCGACGAUGGGCAAUAUCAUCAAAUACGAAUCAAAAGAGUUGAAUCAAAUGCAACAAUGAUUGUCGAUGAUCUACCUGCUGUCACAUCGUCAGGAAAUAACAAAUACUCUGUUUUCAAUUCGCAGUCCGAAAUACAGAUCGGCGGGCGACUCACCGACAAUGAUGUGAUCCUGGAUCCGUUCAAAGGAAAAAUCCUCGGGGUCAAUUUCAACAAAUUCAAAGUCCUCGAAGCCGUCCAAAAAGGCGAAUCAAAGGCCGCGCGGAUAAUUGGAGACGUAACUGUCUCUGCAAUUGAGAGCAAUUUCGACCCAAAAAUCCCAACAUCUACUACGCAGCCGCCAACAACAACGACGGCGGCGCUUGUCCAAGAAAUCACGAGUUAUAGCCUGGCGAUGAACGACUCUGCUGGAUUUUCGAACGCGACGAUGACCAAAGACCCGGACUCGUCUACUCUAACAACAACAUUUUUCACAGUUGCCUUUGCAGCCGGAGUCUUGCUCGUCCUAAUCGUCGCGGGACUUGUCUUCUACAGGUUCAGGAGGCAUUCAAAAGACGACAUCCCAGCCGUCGUGCCGGGAAUAAAGCCAAAACCUCAAAAAGGAAAUCAACCGCCUGGAAAGAACUCUGAAUUUUACGUCUAA
This is a messenger RNA of Oikopleura dioica, 3303 nucleotides long. Lineage: Eukaryota; Metazoa; Chordata; Appendicularia; Copelata; Oikopleuridae. The record is from the annotation of a GenBank genome assembly.